UAACGGUUGGCCACGUUUACAUCAGGUAGUGUUUUAAAAACAAGAGUCUUGUAUUAUAGCAGUACAAGUUUGAAGGAGAAGCAUGAGAGACGUAUUUCUCAUUGGAUUCCUUCUCGUUCUCUUUAACACAGCAGUUUUCACACGGGGACUACACAAUCACUCGUAUAAGUACAGGUACCAUGCCCGAUGGUACAGGAAUGUCGAGACCCGGAAAGACUCGGCGUUGGAAGGAACUGCCUCCCAGUCAUCAACGGACAGCGAUGUAGAAGUUUCCAAACGUGGAGAACAGAUUCUCCCGGUUAAGUACAGAUACCUUACACCGUGGUUCAGGAAUGUCGGGACCCGCAAAAACUGGGCGUUGAAUGGAACUGCCGCCCAAUCAUCAAUGAACAACGCUGUAGAGGGUCCAGAGAAGGCGGUGGAUGGCGAUAGAACUAACGUUCUAUCCGGAGAAAGUUGUGCUAUAAGUCUACUUUCCCGAGACCCAUGGUGGCUUGUGCAUCUUCAACAGAGAAUACGUGUUGAACAAGUGUUUAUCGUCAACCGAGUUGAUGGUAAAAAUCUACUCGACUUUUGGAUUUAUAUUAUGAGUCGUUUCAUUGAAAAUACCCGACGUCUCUACACAGGAUUCAGAUAUGCUGGCUAUUGCCUAAAGUUCAAGGGACAUUUCCCGGUUGGUGGCGCACGCCUCCUGUACUGUGAACACCCGGUAGUAGGGGAGGUCGUUAAACUAAAAAUGUAUGACAGCAACAAAAGGAUCAGCCUAUGUGAAGUUGAAGUAUAUGGAACACAAUACCUGCCAGAUUCGGGUUCCCUCAACUGGGCUAGAGGACUUCCUGCAACUCAGUCAUCAGAGUCUGCGACUGAGUGGGGGAAGGCAGCUUCAAACGCUGUAGAUGGUGACUACAACUGCGAUAAUAAUCUUGGUUCGUUCACACAAACAAGCCAAAAUGACAAGAAUCCAUGGUGGAUGGUGGACCUGCAACAAGUGCUUGUAAUAACCCACGUUAAAGUUUUCAACAGAAUGGAUUGUUGCCAGGACCGUCUUCAUGAAUUCGAGAUUAUGACGCUGUUUUAUCCUAACGACCACGAGCAGGGUAUAUGUUGGUUUCGAAAAGAAGCAGUUCUGAGCAAAUCCAACAUCUUGCCCUGUGCCUUGUAUGUGAAAGGGCGCUACGUCCGAAUCAAUUUUUAUGGUGACGUGAAAAUGAGACCUCUUUCGUUGUGCGAGGUUGAAGUGACCGGUUGGAAACUAGUUGCAGACCCAGAAUACUACAAGAGUCGAGACAACGAAGCUUUAGAUAGGCGAACAUCUCAAUCCACCACUUAUGAACAUCGAGAUUCACACAAGGCUGUUGACGGAAAUGCAGUAAACCACUGGUUUAGCAACACAUGCACCAUGACUGCUAUUGAUGACAAUCAUCCAUGGUGGAAGGUCGAUCUUGGUGGCAAGAUGUUCGUCGAAGCUGUGCUUAUGUUCUUUCCACUUGAAUCAGUUGAGAUCAUUUCGGAAAACUGGUCGGUCUAUAAGCCUGCCUGGCAGUCAUCAACACGUUGGGGACUAACUGCCGAUAAGGCUGUUGAUGGCGGAUAUAUGUGUCAUACGAUUCGCUACACAUACACAUAUACGGACCCAGAUGAUAAAUAUCCAUGGUGGAUGGUUAAUCUGCAGUUCAUGAUAAUGGUCAAAGAGGUCAAAAUUUUCAACCGCCAGGAUUGUUGCAUGGAGCAUCUUCAUACCUUCUUUAUUGAAGUUCUGCAGUCUAAAGACGAAAUCUCGCCAGGUGUAUGUCAUCAUCAAUACUACCAUAUACAGUAUUAUGCAGUGUUUCCGUGCAACCGGUAUCUUAGAGGACAGUACGUUCGAAUCUGGAAAGAAGGUCCGGUCAGUGGUGGUGACAUUCUUUCACUGUGUGAAGUGGAAGUGAAAGGAGUUAAACUAGUCGAGUCCAAGGACUGGGCCAAGCAGAUGCCUGCCUUUCAGUCAUCAACGGCUGGGAACAUGUCAGCUGAUUUGGCUGUCGACGGCAAGAACAACUGCAGCGUUCACGGUAGUUUUUCUCAUACAUAUGAGCACGACCUAAAUGCAUGGUGGAUGGUGGAUCUGAAACAAACAUUAAUGGUCACUGAGGUCAUCAUUUACAACCCACAUAGUGAUGUUGUUGCAGACACUACAUCUGACAACUGGGCCUGGAAAAGGCCUGCUUAUCAGUCAACAACACAAGGGAACAAUGUAGCUGAUCGGGCUGUUGAUGGUAAUAUUGAUUCAGACUUGAAUCAUGGUUCAUGUACCCUCACUGCGAAUGGCGAUUUAGACCCAUGGUGGAUGGUAGACCUGCAAAUGAUUAUAAUGGUGAAAAAGGUGAAAGUUGUCAACCAGAAGAGUUGUUGUGCUCUCCACGACUUCUACAUUGACAUUCUGCAACAUCGUGAUGAAUCUUCGCCUUCUGUCUGUCAUCAUCAAAAAGAAGCUGCUGAGAAAUCUGCCACGUUUUCAUGUAACCCACCUGUGAAAGGGCAAUACGUAAGAAUCAGGAAGCACAUAGAAGCCAGCCACGAUUUCCUUUCAUUAUGUGAAGUAGAAGUGAAUGGUAUCAAAACAGACACAAGUAUCCAAAACUGGGCCUGGAAAAUGCCUACUUCUCAGUCAUCGACACAUGAGAACUUUGGGUCUGAACGGGCUGUUGAUGGUAAAUUCGAUAGCAACUUUUAUCAUGGUUCCUGUUCAUGUACUGGGAUGAACGAUGCCAAACCAUGGUGGAUGGUAAACCUGCUACAACUUAUAGAGGUGAAAGAGGUCGUACUUAUCAACCGGGAAGACUCUAAUGUUGGUAAUCGUCUCCACGAUUUCUACGUUGAAAUUCUGCAGCAUGAAGAUGGAUCUUCGCCUUCCCUUUGUUAUCACCAAACACAACGUGUGGAUUCAUUUGUCAAGUGUCCAUGUAAUCCACCUUUGAAAGGGCAAUACGUAAGAAUCAGAAAAGAGAAACCGGUUACAUACGACGAUGUGCUUACGUUGUGUGAAGUAGAAGUGAAGGGUAAGAAAAUAGCCCAUGACUCUUACAACUGGGCCUGGAAAAGGCCAGCGUUUCAGUCGACAACAUACGGGGACAAAGGAGCUGAUCGGGCUGUUGAUGGAAACAAUGAUAGUAACUACAAUCAUGGUUCCUGCACAAGCACUGCGGUUGGAGAUUCCCAUCCAUGGUGGCUGGUAGACCUGGAAGUGCUUAUAAUGGUGGACAUGGUUGUGGUUUACAACCGGAUGGAUUGUUGUGCUUAUCGUCUCCACAGCUUCUACGUUGAAAUUAUGCAUGUUCGUUAUGAACAUUUGCCUUCUGUCUGUCAUUACCAGAAACACGCUAUAGGGACAACUGCAACGUUUUUGUGUAACCCAUCUAUGAGAGGACGAUACGUGAAAAUCAGGAAAGAGACACUUAUUGAUGGAAAUGAUCUCCUUUCGUUGUGUGAAGUAGAAGUGAGGGGUGGCGAAAGAGUUCACCCGGGUAUGAAAUCUCCCUACUGGUCAAGAGGAAUGCGUGCCUUUCAAUCAUCAGAAGGAGGCAAGCCAGCUUCUCUUGCUGUCGAUGGAAAUUACAGCUGCAACUUUAAUGGUUCUUACUCUUACACAAGUGAACAGGACAAAUCUCCAUGGUGGAUGGUAGACCUGGAACAAUACGUACUUAUAUCAGGAGUUCAGAUUGUCCACAACAUUUCUUGUUGUGGUGGUCAGCCUCUCUGGAACUUCUUUAUUGAAGUUAUGAAGACAUAUAAUGAAGCUUCGCCUCCCAUAUGCCAUUACCAAAAUACUUCAUUAACCAACUCAACCACAUUCCUGUGUAGGCCAAAUUUGGUAGGACAGUAUGUCCGUAUCAGGAAGGCACCACUAUCCGAUGCAUCAGCUACCAAUAUUCUUGCUUUGUGUGACGUGGAAGUGCAUGGGAUGGCAUUAGGUCAUUAUCAUAAUGAAUUCCAUGUCGAAGUUCUACAAUCUCGCCAUGACGAUGCGCCACGCUUAUGUUCUUACAAAACAUUGGCAGUAGACAGAUCCGUCAUGUUCUGGUGUAAUCCAUCUCCGCGAGGGAGAUACGUCAGAAUCAGCAAAAAGGAUGCAGAGGUCGGCUUUCAUAUCCUAAAGCUGUGUGAAGUAGAAGUAAAGGGUGUUCCAACAGUGUCCGUAGAUAUUACUUCGGAGAAUUGGGCUGUCGGCAAACCUGCAACUCAGUCAUCAACAGAGUGGAAUAAGCCUGCUCCAAACGCUGUUGAUGGCAACUAUAAUUGCGGCUAUGAUGCCUCAAUUACACACACAGACGUAAACGACAAAUUUCCAUGGUGGAUGGUGGACUUGGAAACCUGGAUAAAUAUCACAGCUGUCACACUUUACAAUCGUGCUGAUUGUUGCCCUGAACGUCUCAACAACUUUGCUGUUGAAGUCAUCGGAUGUCUGUUCAUGAAACCUGAUAUAUGUCACAACCAAACAUCAGCUGUUGGAAAAUAUAUCACAAUUCCGUGUAACCCGUCUCUGAGAGGGCGGUACGUCCGAAUCCGUAAAUAUGGUCCAAUACCAAACACUGCUGUCCUUUCUUUGUGCGAAGUAGAAGUGAUUGGGAUAAAAACAGGUGAAAGCGACAGGGUCUGUUCUGACAACUGGGCCAGGGGGAAGCCUGCCUCACAGUCGUCAACAUUCAAAGAAGCUCAUCUGGCUGUAGAUGGGAACUACACUUGUGGAACUGAUGGCUCAUUUUCACAAACAUCCACAAACAAUCUAUACCCAUGGUGGAUGGUAGACCUAUUACAUAUGUUCACAAUUGUAGCCGUCAAAGUGUACAACCGUCAAGAUUGUUGUCAAGAUCGUCUCAAGAACUUCGCUAUUGAAAUUCUAAAGUCUUCAGAUGACACUGGUAUAUGUUAUAACCGAACCAGUAGAUAUGUAGAAACAAGUGAAAAGUUCUUUUGUAACCCACAUUUGGAUGGGCGAUACGUCAAAAUCCAGCAAUAUGGUUCUGUCAGCGACUACAUUUCAUUGUGUGAAGUAGAAGUCUUUGGAUCAAAAGUUGUUCCAGGUUUAGAAUCCGAAAAAUGGGCGAGAGGGAUGCCUGCCAUUCAGUCCACAACACGCAAUUCACUCGAGGCUCGCAUAGCUGUUGAUGGCCACACCUCCUGCGAUUUAGGGCCACCUUAUACAACGGAGACGCUUGAGUCUGAUACUCAUCCAUGGUGGAUGGUGGACCUGGAGAACAUCAUUCUAGUCACAUCAGUCACAGUUUUCAGAGGACAAGAAAGCGGUCAUCUUCAGAACUGGGCCUUGGGAAAGCCUACAUGGCAGACAUCAACAUAUGGACAUAGAGAUGCUCAUUUUGCUACAGAUGGCCAGUACGACUGCAAGCUUAGCUACUCACAGACAGACAUACGUGACCCUGCGCCCACGUGGGUGGUGAAUCUGGAGCAGACGAUACUGGUCACGGAGGUCACACUGUACAACUGUUGCGGUGGAACACAUCUUCAUGACUUCUAUGUUGAAGUUAUGCAGAAUCGUUUUACUGAAACCGAUACAGUUAUAUGCCACUACCAGAGAUUACCAAUUGGCUCAUCUGCGUCAUUUGCGUGUCCAUAUGCAAAAGGACGGGCUGUUCGCAUUCGAAAGGAACACUUACAAUCAAUCAAUGAUUUCCUUGCGUUGUGUGAAGUUGAAGUGAAGGGAAAGGAAAUUGAUACACUUCUUAAGAAUUUCGUCAUUGACGUUCUCAAGUUUCCUACGGACCCGAGGCCAAGUUUAUGUCAUGAACAAGUAGAGCCCGUCAAGACGAAUAAAACAAUUUUGUGUGACCCACCUGUGGAAGGGCGGUACGUCAGAAUCACGAAACAUAGUCCGCUUCCACCAGGAUAUACACUUGCUUUGUGCGAAGUCGAAGUGAAAGGGUACAAAACAGGUGAUUCUGACAAUUGGGCCUUGGGAAAGCCUGCAUUCAUGUCAUCUACAUAUGCUCAUAGACCUGCUCAAUUUGCUGUAGAUGGCAAUUACGAUUGCAAAAUUUCCUUCUCUCAAACACGCUAUAAAGACAAAGAGCCCACGUGGGUGGUGGAUCUGGAGCAGACGAUACUGGUCUCGGAAGUCAAACUGUUCAACCGCCAGGACUGUUGCGAAACACAUCUUCGUAACUUCUUUGUUGAAGUAAUGCAGACACUUAAUACCGAGAAUUCGACAUUUGUAUGCCACCACCAGAUAUCAGCAAUUGGUACAUCUGCCUCUUUUCGAUGUCCAUCAGUGCAAGGACGGUUUGUUCGGAUUCGAAAAGUACAUCCAGUGUCAGAUGAUGAUGUCCUAUCGUUGUGUGAAGUGGAAGUGAAAGGAAUGGAAAUGGACAACGGUGUCCAUAACUGGGCCUGGAAGAAGCCAGCAUUCCAGUCUGGAACAUUUCCAGAAUAUUGUGUUGCUGGCCUCGCAGUUGACGGCAAUUUCAAGUGUCACGUGCCCAACGAUUACUCAAAAUCAUCUAUUUACAAUUCCUACCCGUUUUGGAUGGUAAAUCUCGAAGCAGCUGUAUUGGUGACUGAAGUCAAGAUUACCAUGGCUAACGAGUCUCUUUACAACUUCUAUAUUGAAGUUAUGAUGUCUCCAUUUGAAAAGACGUCUUCCGUAUGUCAUCACCAAACAGGAUCGGCUCCUCCGUAUGCCGUGUUUCCCUGUAGGCCAUCUUUAAAAGGCCGAUUCGUCAGAAUAAGAAAACAAGGACCAUUACACGAGCAAUACGUUGCCUUGUGUGAGCUAGAGGUGUUCGGGACUAAAAUAGUCAACACAGAGAACUUGGCAUGGGGGAUGCCUACAUUUCAGUCAUCAAAACAUACCGAAUCAAAACUUUAUGCAGCAGUUGAUGGCAUCUUUAACUGUCAUUUAAAAGAAUCAUGUGAACAAACAGCCCCAGGUGACAAAGGGCCAUGGUGGAUGGUAGACCUGCAAAAGAAUGUGGAGGUUUCAGCGGUCAAAAUCUUCACGUGCUACCAAUGUAAUUCUUGUGAUGAUAACCUUCACAACUUCUACAUUGAAACUAUGAUGGACCUUAAGCAGGAACCUAACGUGUGUCAUCAUCAGGUGUCUAAAGUGAAUGGAACUGGCACGUAUUUCUGUACAACGGCCUGGCUAGCGCGGUAUGUGAGGAUCCGGAAGGAGGUCAAUGACAUCGAUAGCCUUUCCUUCUGUGAAGUGGAAGUGUAUGCGAACAGUACAGAAACUCAUGCACCUAAUUUGGCUGUAUGGGCAGAUGAUAAAACUGAGUGUGGGAAAAUAAUGAAACCACCGACAUCAGGCGACGUCAAGAGCAUCCUGUGUCCCCCUAUGACUCUUGCUAGUAGUGUAAAGAUAGUGAAAACUCCAGCAUAUCACGGGGACACCCUCUCGAUGUGCGAGGUUGAAGUGUAUGGAAGUCCAAUAAAUCGAAACUGGGCUUUUGGUAUGAAGGCAUACUUGUUUGUACCUGGGACUGUGGGAAAUCAUUCAAUAUUUCAUGCAGUGAACUACAUUGUCGACGGCGAUGUCUCCAAUGGAUUUAGCACACCGUCAUGUCCUACCUACCACGCAACUGAGCCUAUCAUUUUGAUCGUUGAUUUAUAUGACAGAUAUGUGCUUGUCGAGAAGAUUGUGUAUCUGACCACAGCUGGUCCAAAAGAAGCUGCUACGUACAGGAAUCUUGUUGUUAUGCUUUAUAAUUCCGACACCGGAUUUCUCAACAACAACGCAUGCCAUCCUGACCGCGAGGUAUUCGAAGCAGGGUUAGCCAUUAAGGUUCUCUGUUCAGGAAAGACACGUGUUGCGAAUCACGUGAUCGUGAAAAAUGACCCCCAAGAGAGAGAGUUCUUAGCGUGUGAGGUGGAGGUUUAUGGAACGUUGGCAAAAUUAAAAACUCCUCCCAAGGAUUACAGGCAUAUUCCCGAAGAGUGGCACAAAUGAACAAUACAUGCAAAGUAUUCAAAAUAUGUUUUCCUUUCUCUUUAAAUAUUUACUUUUUUCUUCUUCUUUUGUAAGUCCUAUGUCAAAGUUGCCAUAAUGACGAUUACCGCGACAAAUAUUUGUUAAUUUUUGCUUUGAGAAAUAAAGUUCUACCCUCAAGCUCUAUGCCUAUAAAAAUUACACGGAAAUAAUUCAAUAUAUUAGUAGCAAAAAAGGUAUUUUAGGGGGAAUCUUGAGAGUGUCACAUUCAAUAACUAGUGACGUCACUAUUUUAUGCUACACAUUCAACUCACUUAAGUUUUUUCCAUAAUUUUGUUUUUUCAAACAAUUGGCAAAGAAACAAAGAUGGUGAUUAUGCUAUAUUUAGUCACAAAAUUAUUCGGGAACCCUUCUUAUCGUCCAGUACAAGACUUUUAAAAAAAUAUUAUUCUUGAGUUACUUAUAUGAAGAUUAUGCGUGGGAUCGAUUAAUCUGUAGUUGUUUAUUACAAAUAAAUGUGAAAAUAACAAAAUAUAGUAGUUUCAACUUUGACAUAUGACCUUUAAGUUCUGGAAACUGCUUACUUUUUAUUUCUUGCUACAAUUUGAAUGAAAGAUAUGCCUAAAAGCGAACUCGCUAUUUGUUAUGUUGUUAACUAAAAGUGACUAUCGUGAAUAAAGGUAUUAUUUCA
Gigantopelta aegis is the source of this 8612-nucleotide messenger RNA. RefSeq lists its product as uncharacterized. The transcript is spliced from 37 exons. The coding region runs from base 83 to 7942 and encodes 2619 amino acids. The record is from RefSeq and is a predicted model, not a curated record. Lineage: Eukaryota; Metazoa; Mollusca; Gastropoda; Neomphalida; Peltospiridae.